Molecule: messenger RNA, 2574 nt
Organism: Planococcus citri (citrus mealybug)
Lineage: Eukaryota; Metazoa; Arthropoda; Insecta; Hemiptera; Pseudococcidae
Exons: 2
Coding region: 421-2451 (676 amino acids)
Source: RefSeq, a predicted model, not a curated record
UCAUUUUAGCGUUCGUGCAGUGAUGCCAGAAGGACGGAAGAAUAAUCUAUUGUUUUCAUGUUUUUUUGAUCGGAGUUCGGUUUGAGUAUUGUGCCUUAUUAACCGGCUAGUUACAUAUUACACGAGUGUUUCCAAUAAAUUCCAUCGCCAGUGUGUUGGUUUCAGUAUCUAUAUAUUGAAUUAUUCAACGAAUUGUGUGAUUACUGAUUUUGAUCAAUUACGACAGUUUUUAGUAAGUAUAGGUAAAUAGAAGUGCCUUAUUAUUUUUAUUAUUUUUUUGAAUUUGGAUCCUUUUUUCAACCUAUCGGAGUUACGUUUCAAUUGGAGAUCGGAGAUUCCGUAACCAAGAGGUUCCUUCUUUGGUGGUUUCGUUCGCAAUUCUUUUUGAAAAUUUGACAACAUCGAAUCGAAGAACUGAAAAUGGAAUCCGACGAAUCCUACCAUUCGCAAGAACCUCUUCCAGAUUUCCACAUCACGUUCACUCUACAGACCCUGCAAGAUAUAGCUGCAUCAAAAUACGCGUUCAUUAGCUGGUGUACUUCCAGUGACCUUGACCUUGACCUUCCGCACAUCCCGUCCAGUAUUCGGUCGAUGAUCGACGAUAAAAUCCCACCGAUUAGUAAAGAGAUCGUAAAAUGCAGGAAUAAUUUCCAACGUUUGAUCGGCGAUAUAUCUCCCGAAGUUAUACUCAACUGCGCAGCUUUCAACUCAGCUGGCGGUAUUUGCUGUAGAACAACAGUCAAAAAUAUACUCGCGUCGAAUUUGCUCGGAUUCGAUUCGAUGAAACAGUUCGAGAUCGCUUGUUCGUAUUCCAUCGAGGAAGAUGUUGAACGUUUGUGGCCGCUGGUCAAAGAUAACGAAGUAUUCCACCAAUACAGAUUCGACAUCUCAUCUGUACCUAGCCGCGUUACAAUAAUGGAUUAUUGGUGUUCUCGUAUGAGAGGCGAAUUACUGGAAUUUUACGAACCGGAAGGAAAAUCUGCCGAAUGGUAUACGGUUUCCGAGCUACUUUCAGUAUACGAGAAUGUGAAAACCUGGACAGAAAUCGAGUACUUUUGGUGUAAGUUGAACACCCAAGAACGAAAGUGCCUCGUAGACAGAAUUUGGAAGAUACGAGAUUCUAUAAAAUACGAUUUGAUCGUGAAAUCGAUCACGGAUACGGUGCUGAAUAACGUUAUUAGAACGUCAUGGUUUCUAUUAAUUGAACAUUUUGCCUUAGAUGACAUCUAUUACCAAUAUGCUUUACUGCUUUGGAACUAUGGAAAGAGCACAACGAUCUUUAAGGAUACCACCGUCUACGAUAUUUUGCACCGUUUAUCGGAUGCGGCACCCCAGUGCGAAUAUAAGUACGUGACGAUCGUACUCAAAGAAAUAUGGCUUUCUGCUGCGGAUCAUUUGAAAAAUUACGUCUGUAGUGGUUACUUUCGCGUUGAAAAAUUGUUCGAGAAAUGUUUACUAAACGCGGAUAUUCGCUCUUUCGCUGGUCGCGAUUAUGGGUUUUUGAUCGAAGUAUUAAAAUAUGCCAGCUUCGAUAUCAGGCAACAAAUGUGGGACAAUUGGUGGCCACGAUUGACUCUAGCCAAUAUCUCGGAUAUACGCGAAUUGAUGACUUUGUGUUUCGACAAUGUAAACGAUAUCGUCAGGUUUAAACAAAUCGACUUGUUGAAUUACCAAUUGGAACGUGAUUUCGACGAUUUCGUGCAUUCGGAAUCGUUGGAAAAGAUAUCCGAGUACUUGAUGUUCUGUUAUUCCGAUGCUGAUGAGAAUGAAAAACUAGUACGUAUUACGAAGACACUAAUAAUCGUUGAACAAAUGAGCUGGAUCAUUGGCCAUGAUUCUGAUCUCACUUUGAGUAAAUUUUUCAAAUUUUUCGACGAUUGUUUUACAUUAGAAGAAGAGGGCGAAUUGCUCGAAUGCCACAUUCCAGAUAAAGAAACCGGUCUGUUGUCAUUGUGGAUUUCGUUUAGCAGUUUUGAUACAUUUGACAAAAUACUGCGUUAUUUGAAGUUUUCGGAUCAACGUUUGAUGGAAUUGAAGGGAUUUUUCAAAGAAAGAUGUCGACAUGUUUCGACGUUCGGUAAUUUUAAUUCGUUUUCCGUAGAUGAUUGGGAUAAGUUUCUGAAAUGGUGCGGAUUCAGUCCGGAAGAAGUAUCAGAAUUCAGAUGUAAUAUUCAGAUAGAUAAUAUGUUCGAAAAAUUUCUGUUGAAAAUGUACAUGUUAUUGAUGACUUGGAAGUACCGUCCUAGAUCUUUGGAGGCUGUGUGUUUCAGAAAGAUUGGGUUUUCUUCGAUCGAUGGGUUUUUACUGUGGUAUUUCGGCAGUGAACAAGCUGCGAAACAGUAUAAAUUGAGUAAAAUGGAUGAUGGCGAGAAUUGUAAAGUAAUUGAACAUUUUUUGGAAGAAGAAGAUUACAACACUCGUGCAUUUUUUCUUUUUUGGAUUAAUACAUGAAUUCUAGUUCAAUGUGAGCUGUCUCGUACCUAUAAGCUAAUUAUUUUGGAUUUUGAUAAAGUACGGAUUUAGCCGAUGUAGGUACCUAUAUUUUUUGUAAAAAGUAAAAAAGUGAAGGUUUGU